This is a messenger RNA of Populus euphratica (Euphrates poplar), 681 nucleotides long. RefSeq names its product 60S acidic ribosomal protein P1-like. Gene Ontology annotation, biological process: cytoplasmic translation; translational elongation. The record is from RefSeq and is a predicted model, not a curated record. Bases 147 to 479 code for a protein of 110 amino acids. Gene Ontology annotation, molecular function: protein kinase activator activity; ribonucleoprotein complex binding; structural constituent of ribosome. Gene Ontology annotation, cellular component: cytosolic large ribosomal subunit; ribosome. The transcript has 4 exons. NCBI's taxonomy places the organism in Eukaryota, Viridiplantae, Streptophyta, Magnoliopsida, Malpighiales, Salicaceae.
AGCCCGCCUCAGACUGCUUCUAAUACUCCUCUCUCGCUCUGAUUCCCAAACCCUAGAUACUAUUCUGUGUUGCAGCAGCGCAGGCAAAGGUCAGGGCACAGAUAGAAGCAACCAUCUCAGAUCUUAUUUUCACAAGUUAAAGAAAGAUGUCCGUUAGCGAGCUUGCUUGCACUUACGCUGCUCUUAUUCUCUUUGAUGAGAACAUCCCCAUCACUGCAGAAAAGAUUUCAACAUUGGUGAAAGCAGCCAAUGUGCAAAUUGAAUCAUACUGGCCAGGCUUAUUUGCUAAGCUUGCUGAGAAGCGCAAUAUUGAGGACCUCAUCAUGAAUGUUGGCUCUGGUGGUGGUGCUGCUGUUGCUGUUGCUGCCCCAGCUGGUGGUGCACCUGCUGCCUCUGAUGCUCCCGCCGCUGAGGAGAAGCAGGAACCAGUUAAGGAGGAAAGUGAGGAUGAAGACAUGGGAUUCAGCUUGUUUGAUUAGGAGCUCCUUUCAGAAUGCACAAGUCCUCUGCUGCUUUUAGUGGUUUAAAGAGUACAAUUUUUGCACCAUAUUGCAGUUUUUUGUCGUUAUAAAUAUUUUAUUGGUGAUGUAAGACUUUUUAGAGAAUCCUGUAUUUUUAUCUUCAUGACCUGAUGGUGCUUCUAGAUAUAAUAGAAGUUUUUUAGAUGAGUUUUGAUUCUUA